Messenger RNA from Nanorana parkeri, 1056 nucleotides. It is a transcript of the gene APOE, whose product is annotated as apolipoprotein E. Gene Ontology annotation, molecular function: lipid binding; amyloid-beta binding; very-low-density lipoprotein particle receptor binding. The coding region runs from base 62 to 886 and encodes 274 amino acids. The transcript has 4 exons. NCBI's taxonomy places the organism in Eukaryota, Metazoa, Chordata, Amphibia, Anura, Dicroglossidae. The record is from RefSeq and is a predicted model, not a curated record. Gene Ontology annotation, biological process: positive regulation of nitric-oxide synthase activity; lipoprotein catabolic process; lipid transport. Gene Ontology annotation, cellular component: extracellular region; intermediate-density lipoprotein particle.
ACAGAGAAGGAGGGGGGGGACAGAGACUUGCUGCUCCUGAGAAGGAAUAUAAAGAAUAACCAUGAAAGUGAUUUUUCUACUCGUGACAAUUGGGCUCCUAGCAGGGGCCCAGGCUCGCUCUUUUUUCAAAGAUUCACCCAAGACAAAAUGGGAAUCUGCACUGGACAGCUUCUGGCAGACCCUCAACAAGAUGGAGGAGGCCGCAGAUGAAGCCACAUCAAAGAUGAAAGACUCUCAACUUGGCAAAGAACUUGAUGGACUCAUCAAAGAAACCAUGGAAGAACUGAGUGAUUAUGCUGAUAAACUAAAGAGCAAGGUUGGCCCCAUGGCUCAAGAUGCUCAACAGCGUUUCACCGAUGAGAUCUCUGCUCUGGCUGACAAGCUCAAGAACGAUAUGGAGGACAGCAAGACAAGAGCUAUUCAGUACUCCGGAGACCUGAGAUCCAUGUUCGAUCAGAACAUUGAAGAUGUUCAAGGAAAGGUCAGUAUGUACAUGAAGAAGCUGAAGAAGCGCCUUGCAAAGGACAGCGAAGACCUCAAGAGUAAACUCAACCAGUACGGAGAUGACCUGAGCAAGAACACCCAGGAGAAGGUGGAAAACAUCCGCAAAACUGUUGAGCCCUACAUCAACGACUUGAAGAAGAAGGGACAGCAGCGCCUUCAGUCUCUGAAAGACGCCAUGGAUGAGCAAGGAAAGCAGCUGAGAGAUCGAUUUGCCUCAGUGGCCAAAGAUGUCCAAGGCAAAGUCAAAAAGAUGGCCUCAGAUGUGAAGAGCAGUGUGGACAAGCUGUCAGAUCAGAUGCGCAAAUGGUUCAACCCCUCUAUAGAAAACCUCCGUAGCCAGAUUCAGAACCUGGCCAAGAGCUUGCCACCCAAGAAACAAUAAAACAUUGGCCUUCAUCUCUGCAUUUACUGCCAUUUAUCUAACAUUUCAUUUGUAACACAUAUGCCAAUUGCUGCUAAUCUUAAACCAAAAUCUUGCCAUCCAAAUGAGGUUGCAGAUUUAAAGUCAGUUACACUUAACCCCACUUCCACUGUUUGUCCGCUUCUGGACAA